Pseudophryne corroboree (corroboree frog) is the source of this 2023-nucleotide messenger RNA. RefSeq names its product SPARC related modular calcium binding 1 (gene SMOC1). Gene Ontology annotation, biological process: extracellular matrix organization. The transcript is spliced from 13 exons. Lineage: Eukaryota; Metazoa; Chordata; Amphibia; Anura; Myobatrachidae. The coding region runs from base 219 to 1622 and encodes 467 amino acids. Gene Ontology annotation, cellular component: basement membrane. The record is from RefSeq and is a predicted model, not a curated record. Gene Ontology annotation, molecular function: calcium ion binding; extracellular matrix binding; protein binding.
UGUUAAUGCUUUAAACUUGCUGCCAGCACAGGGAAGGAAAGAGCUGCAGGAGGCACAUCUGUGCAUCCCCACAUAGCUUGCUGUCCUUAGUGGGUUUUUAAAUGUACUUAGGUUUAUACUUCACUUAGCCCCCCCCAAACUAAAGAAGAAUAACAGUUUCAUGCCUAUAUAUCAUUUUUUUUUUUGUUAAUAUUUUUACACCUGUUUGAAGUGAAAAAAUGAUUCAGAGAAGUUUGACCAUCUUUGUAGCAUCUCAGAUCUUCCUUCUACUGCUGCAUCUACCACAGUCCUUCAAUCACAGAGCAACUGGACCCAGGUUUUUAAUAAGUGACCGGGACAGGGACCCACAAUGUAACCCUCACUGCUCCAGGACGCAGUCCAAACCCGUUUGUGCUUCAGAUGGUCGAACCUAUGAAUCCAUGUGUGAUUACCAGCGAGCCAAGUGCAAGGACACUGCCCUGAGUGUAUCUCACCGAGGAAGGUGCAAAGAUGUCGGCCAGAGCAAAUGUCGGCUGGAGAGGACACAAGCCCUGGAACAAGCGAAGAAGCCUCAGGAAGCUGUCUUUAUCCCAGAAUGCAAUGAGGAUGGAUCUUUUACUCAAGUGCAAUGCCACACUUAUACUGGAUAUUGCUGGUGUGUCACUCCCGAUGGCAAACCUGUCAGUGGUUCCUCUGUACAGAACAAAACCCCUACAUGUUCAGGUUCAGUAACUGAUAAGCCCUCAAGCUACGGUAACUCGGGAAGAAAAGUUUCUUUUCGUUUCUUUCUCAUUCUAAAUUCAGAUGACGGGUCCAAGCCAACACCUACAAUGGAGACACGGCCUGUUUUCGAAGGAGAAGAUAUCACUGCACCAACGCUGUGGAUCAAGCACCUUGUUAUCAAAGAUGCAAAACUAAAUGGCUCUAGCAUGAGGCAAUCAGAGAAGGUUAAUUCCUGUGAUCAAGAAAGGCAAAGUGCUCUAGAAGAGGCGAGAGAUAAUCCACGAGAGGGAAUUGUAAUUCCAGAGUGUUCGCCAGGCGGUCUUUACAAACCGGUGCAGUGUCACCAAUCCACGGGCUAUUGUUGGUGCGUUUUAGUAGACACCGGACGCCCCUUGCCUGGAACAUCUACACGAUAUGAAACACCAGUUUGUGAAAGUGAUGCAAGAUGGAGAAGUACAGACACGGAGGACCCAUUUAAAGACAGAGAGCUGCCAGGUUGUCCUGAUGGAAAGAAGCUGGAAUUCAUCACGAGUUUACUGGACGCUCUGACCACAGACAUGGUGCAGGCAAUCAACUCUGCAUUCCCAGCAGCAGGCGGCAGGUUCUCAGAACCAGAUCCCAACCACACACUGGAGGAACGUGUAGUUCUUUGGUAUUUCAACCAACUUGACAGCAACGGCAGUGAGGAUAUCAAUAAGAAAGAGAUGAAACCUUUCAAGAGAUAUGUAAAGAAGAAAGCCAAACCUAAGAAAUGUGGCAGAAAAUUUACUGACUACUGUGACCUAAACAAGGACAAAUCCAUCUCACUCACAGAACUGAAAGGCUGUCUAGGUGUCCGUAAAGAUCCAGGUACCGCUGCUGGCAGUUUUCCUCCUGGAAGGAGACCGGGGUCUAACCCUUUCAUAGGUCGCCUAGUGUAAAGAUCCAUACCCACAUAAUAUGAAGAGUAAAGAAGAAGACGGGCCUCAUCACAUCCAACCAAUUACGGAUGCAGCCAAUGGAGCUCUCAACAUUUGCACUUUUAAGUGGACUUUAUACAUAAAUUAAAAAAAAAAUCCAAGAAGAGUUUUUUUUUUCCUUUUAGAUUAUUUUAAUGAAGAAUCUGCUACUGACAAAUUAGUAACUGAACUCAUUGUGACUCUGGAUAAAGAAAGGAUAAAGAAAGGAGAUUGUGUAUAUAAUUGUAUAUGUAAAUUGUACAGUCCCAUUUGUACAGGUCUUAACACUUUUGUCUUUUAGAAGAUUCUAGUGGGCAUCCUGUCCAUUUUUGCUGAUUUUUCUAUUGUGACUAUAGCAUUCGUGUUUGUUUUUGCUUUUGUUU